CCGAGCGCACCUCCGGGAGCGGCGCGGGCGGCGGCGGUGCGGACGGCGGCGGCCUCUGAGCAGGAAGAAGAUGAGCCUCAAGUCAGAGCGCCGAGGAAUUCAUGUGGACCAGUCGGAACUCCUGUGCAAGAAGGGAUGUGGCUAUUACGGCAACCCUGCCUGGCAGGGCUUCUGCUCCAAGUGCUGGAGGGAGGAGUACCACCGAGCCCGGCAGAAGCAGAUCCAGGAGGAUUGGGAGCUGGCUGAACGACUCCAGCGGGAGGAGGAAGAGGCCUUUGCCAGCAGUCAGAGCAGCCAGGGGGCCCCGUCCCUCACGUUUUCCAAAUUUGAAGAGAAGAAGACCAAUGAGAAGACCCGCAAGGUUACCACAGUGAAGAAAUUCUUCAGUGCUUCUUCCAGAGUUGGAUCAAAAAAGGCAGAAAUUCAGGAAGCAAAAGCUCCCAGUCCUUCCAUAAACCGGCAGACCAGCAUUGAAACAGACCGAGUGUCUAAGGAGUUCAUCGAGUUUCUCAAGACCUUCCAYAAGACUGGACAAGAGAUCUAUAAACAGACCAAGAUGUUCUUGGAAGGAAUACAUUACAAAAGGGAUCUGAGCAUUGAGGAGCAGUCAGAGUGUACUCAGGAUUUUUACCAGAAUGUGGCAGAAAGAAUGCAGACCCGUGGAAAAGUGCCUCCAGAAAGAGUUGAGAAGAUAAUGGAUCAGAUUGAAAAGUACAUCAUGACGCGCCUCUAUAAACACGUGUUCUGCCCAGAAACCACAGACGAUGAGAAGAAGGACCUCGCCAUUCAGAAGAGGAUCAGAGCCCUGCACUGGGUUACACCUCAGAUGCUUUGUGUCCCUGUCAAUGAAGAAAUUCCAGAAGUGUCUGACAUGGUGGUGAAAGCGAUCACAGACAUCAUUGAAAUGGAUUCGAAGCGUGUGCCUCGGGAUAAGUUGGCCUGCAUCACCAGGUGCAGCAAGCACAUCUUCAAUGCCAUCAAGGUCACCAAGAGGGAGCCCGCUUCUGCAGAUGACUUCUUGCCCACGCUCAUCUACAUCGUGCUGAAGGGCAACCCCCCACGCCUGCAGUCCAACAUCCAGUACAUCACCCGCUUCUGCAACCCUAGUCGGCUGAUGACCGGGGAGGAUGGCUACUAUUUCACCAACCUGUGCUGUGCUGUGGCUUUCAUUGAGAAAUUAGAUGCCCAGUCUUUGAAUCUGAGUCAGGAGGAUUUUGAUCGCUACAUGUCUGGCCAGACCUCUCCCAGGAAGCAAGAGCCCGAGGGCUGGUCUCCUGAUGCCUGCUUAGGUGUGAAGCAGAUGUAUAAGAACUUGGAUCUCCUGUCUCAGUUGAAUGAAAGACAGGAAAGAAUCAUGAAUGAAGCCAAGAAACUUGAAAAAGACUUAAUAGAUUGGACAGAUGGAAUUGCAAAAGAAGUUCAAGACAUUGUGGAGAAAUAUCCACUGGAAAUUAAGCCCCAAAGUCAACCAUUAGCAGCUAUUGACUCUGAAAAUGUUGAAAAUGACAAACUCCCCCCACCAUURCAGCCUCAGGUUUAUGCCGGAUGAGGACCUGACGUGGGAGUGUUGCUCUAGGCCUGCAGCCUGCAAGCGGGGUCUGGAGUUCGACUCCAUUGCUUAUAGAUGCCAGAGCAUUUUUAAGGUACAGUUCRUGGGGGUGGUUUGUUUGUUUUGUUUUGUUUUUCCGGGUAGGAGAAGCUUAGUUAAUAAUAAAGUACUAUUUAUUUGA
Molecule: messenger RNA, 1730 nt
Organism: Urocitellus parryii (Arctic ground squirrel)
Lineage: Eukaryota; Metazoa; Chordata; Mammalia; Rodentia; Sciuridae
Gene: Rabgef1
Product: RAB guanine nucleotide exchange factor 1
Biological process (GO): vesicle-mediated transport
Cellular component (GO): endocytic vesicle; cytosol
Molecular function (GO): small GTPase binding; guanyl-nucleotide exchange factor activity; zinc ion binding
Source: RefSeq, a predicted model, not a curated record